UUUUUUAAUUAUAUUGAGAUGUCCGCUUAGGGGCGUGGAUUAGCAUUUUAGGAUGCAGUCAUUUGGAGCAGAUUAGCGAAGUAGGCGUCGAUCAAUCAAAUUCAUUCUCUUGCGGGAAAGUUAUAUUUGCCGUGGGUAGACUAAAUUUUGAUUUAUUGAAGUCUACUAUGCUAAUCUGACCCUUGUGACUGAAUCCUUAUCGUACGUUCAGUAAUACCAUUUUUCGCCACUGUGUCUAAAAGUUACUCUGAUUGGUGGAGACUGGAUACAAAGCUUAUGGGUUGGUUUACAUUGUCUCCAAUUGCCAUUUGUCAUAAUUCUCGUUAACUACCGCACCCUGCUCUAGUAAAAAUUUAGUGAAAGCUACUAUAAAGUUACUACAUUUUUACUAGAGCAGGGUGCGGUUGUUGACAAGAAUUAUCACAAAUGGCGAGUAGGGACAAUGUCAACCUUCCAAUUUUCAAAAUUAACGAUGUAAAGAAAGUAUUGUAGAACAGCCUUAACAAAUUUUAGCUGAGUCUAACAGCUAUAUAUGAAUCCGAGUGCAUCUUAAAUAUAAAUAACCACACCUUAUGAUAAAUGGAUUUUAUAUAAAUUAUUACUGAUUUCUUUCUGAAUGGAAAAAUGAUUUUUAAAGCGUGCAGAAGGAAUAGCGGAAAAAUCAAUUAAGGAAGCGUGAUGGUCUCAUAACCUAAAAUCAAUGGUUGAUAAUUUGAGGAAAAUUUGCCACAUUCUUUAAUACCAUCGGAAUACAGCUUGAUCCGGUUUAAUACGAAUGAGAUGGAGUCCUUGAGGGAAGAGUCUGCUGAGGAGGGUGUGCCGUCUGGAGGUUUGGAACGACCUGGUCACAGUGUAAAUGAAAUCCCUAAUCCUGCGGUCAUGAGUUGCGUUAUGGAUGCGGAUAUAGAUCUUUUGACGGGGAAUAAUAUUCAAUCAGCGGAGAAUGACACUAAUUCUUUCCUUCCUUCCCCAAUUAGACCCUCAAUUAAUCCUAAGAAAAGGAACAUAUCCGUUAGGAAUAACAAUGAAUCAGUGGCAACGGGCUCUUCAGAUGGUUCAUUUGGUCAUAUUACAAAAAAACUCCUAAUUCCUGAAAAAAAUUCUUAUCGAGAAAUACGGGCCGAUCGACAACCACAUUCCGCGGAUAUUGGUCCCGAAAAUGCAAGCAAUCAAUCUCAGUUUGAGGAUGUAAUUUGGGAUCAACACGAUCUUGAAUGGAAUAAUAGUAUUCUUCCUCCACUCUAUUCCGCUUCUAGCCCUCCCCCAUUUAUUGUUUUAAUGGAGAGCACCAUUAGAGGCAAAAAUAUUGGAAAACUGGACCCGAUAUGUGUAAUUGAUCUAAUAUCGCCUAUUAUUGAGGGGGGAAAACAAAUAACACGUAAUGGGAAAAAUCAAAUAAAAAUUGAUUGCGCAAAAUGGCAAGAUGCUAACACCUUAGUUGGUGCCAAAGAACUAAUAUUGGCGGGAUAUGUUCUCUUCAUCCCAGAUUCCUUUUUGAGAAAAAAGGGAUUCACAAGAUGGUUCCCCACUAACAGAUCAGUCAGGGAUAUAGUCAGGGUAUGUCGUGAAGGAGACUUGGAUAAUAUAGCUAGUAUUCGUCGUAUUAUUGAUGAUAGGAACACAAUUCUAGAAAAGAUAGAAUUUACUUUCAAUUCACCUAUCGUUCCACGUAACAUUGUACUAGGUGAUUUUGUUAUCCCAAUAACUCCUUCCUUACAGAGACCUCGGAGAUGCUUCCGUUGUCAGCGUUACUGCCAUGUGGCUAAUCAAUGUCGUUCGACUUACCCGACGUGUGAAUUUUGUUCUGGAAGGCAUUUGACAGACCUUUGUCCGAAUGGUCACUUGCAACCAAAAUGUAAAAAUUGCAAGGGUUCCCAUGUGGCCUCUUCAUCGGAGUGCCCUGUAUUUAAAUUUGAAUUUGGCAUUUUAAAAUAUCGUUAUAUCCAUAAUUGUAAUAGAGAGGAGGCUAAACUUCUGUUUUAUGCGGAAAAUCCUGAUUUAUUAAAUAACAUUGAAACUAGGGGUGAAACACCUCUGCCUUUGCCGGUGAUUCGUCAGGGUAUGACAUCAACCCAACCAACUAGGUCUUCCACACCUAUUGACCUUCAAGAUAAGGUAAAUAAUCCCAUUCCUGAUCCGGUUUUGGAAAUUUCGAAUGCGCUGAAUCAGCAUCAACUGUCUGAAAAAAUAUCGGCUGUAAACACACUUAUAAAUAUCAAUCAGUCUCGCUCAAACUUGAUUAACUCAAUAAAUGAGAAUCUCUCUACAAAAUGAACACUUAGAAGAGUUCAAUUUUUUUAUUUACUAAGAGAUUUAAUAGUUCUAUUUUUGUUAGUUUUAAGUCGUUAUAGUUAUUGGUAUUGAUUGGGCUUAGAGGUUGGCUAAGGGAAAAGAAAGAAAGAAGAAAAAAGGGAAGGGAAGGGGGGAAAAAAAAAAAAAAAAAAAGAGAAAAGGAAUAAUGAGGGGUAAGGGAUGGCCCUGUUUUAAUAUUUCUAUAUUUUAAUUCUCACUGUGUUUCAUAAUUUGAGUCUGACUGCUCAAAUAUAAAAUCGAUUAAAAUAAUUGGAGUGUUAUUGUUUUGUGUACUAUAAAUGGUUACGGGUUGUAAAACAC
Molecule: messenger RNA, 2613 nt
Organism: Leptopilina boulardi
Lineage: Eukaryota; Metazoa; Arthropoda; Insecta; Hymenoptera; Figitidae
Exons: 2
Coding region: 781-2274 (497 amino acids)
Source: RefSeq, a predicted model, not a curated record